Raphanus sativus (radish) is the source of this 2166-nucleotide messenger RNA. Its product is annotated as KH domain-containing protein At4g18375. Lineage: Eukaryota; Viridiplantae; Streptophyta; Magnoliopsida; Brassicales; Brassicaceae. Gene Ontology annotation, molecular function: mRNA binding. Bases 167 to 1951 code for a protein of 594 amino acids. The transcript has 7 exons. The record is from RefSeq and is a predicted model, not a curated record. Gene Ontology annotation, cellular component: nucleus; cytoplasm. Gene Ontology annotation, biological process: regulation of gene expression.
ACAAAGAGACGGAAAAAAACAAAGAUUGGGGGAGAAGCAGAACCGCCUCCGCCUUCUCUUCCGAACGUUCUCUCUCAAUCCAUAAAUAUCGUCUCCGGGAAGAAUCUCAGUACGGAACAAACAUCUCCUUAUCGUCUUUUAAAACAUUCGUACACACACACUCACAAUGAGUGACCGUAAGAAACGAAAAUCCAACCACAACAACAACGACAACAACGACAACAAAAACCAAAGGAGGCGACUUCCCAAUGGCCACACCGAAACCACCAACAAAGACGACCUCGUUAUCUACAGAAUCCUAUGCCCUGUCGGAAUCAUCGGCGGCGUCAUAGGCAAAGCUGGCAAAGUCAUAAACGCCAUCAGGGACACCACCAAAGCCAAGAUCAAAGUCUUCGACCAGUUACCUGGCUGCACCCAGAGAGUCAUCACAAUCUACUCCUCCGUUAAAGAGAAACUCGAUGUAACAACAGAGACCGAAACAACAGAGCCUCUGUGCUGCGCUCAAGACGCUCUUCUCAGAGUCCACGAUACGAUCGCGAGCUGUGUAGAUAGUAGUAGUGCUGGAGAGAAUAAGAAGAAGAAUGGUGAGUGUCGUCUUUUAGUUCCGUCUAGCCAAGCUUCUGGUCUGAUUGGUAAAGCCGGUUCGGUUAUUAAGAGCAUUAGGAGAAGGACGAAAGCUAGUGUUGAGGUUGAUUCUAAAGAUGCUUCGGAUCCUUCCCAUGCUUGUGCUUUGGAUUUUGACAAUGUCGUUCUGAUAUCUGGUGAGACUGAAUCUGUGAAGAAGGCUCUUUACGCUGUUUCUGCUACCAUGUACAAGACUAACCCUCGAGAACAGAUUCCUCUUGAUUCAACACCCGUCCAAGAAUCUCCAUCUACUGUUGUGAUUCCCUCGGAGAUUUCUAGUUAUGUCUACCAUGAUCACAGGGCAUCGUUUGUCAAUGCAUCUGACCUUCAGGGUUAUGCAGAAACCACUGCUAAUAUUCCCAUGCGUGUGACCAGUCCUGUGUCUUCUGGAUCGAAGGAGCUGGUUUUGAAAGUGUUAUGCCCUGUGUCCAGUAUCGGCCGUGUCAUUGGUAAAGAAGGAUCGACCAUUAACGGAAUGAGAGACGCGAGCGGUUCUCGUAUUGAGGUUAAUAAACCAAAGCAUGGUGAUGAUGAGUUUGUUAUCCUUGUCACCGCUACAGAGUCUCCUGAUGAUAUGAAGUCUAUGGCUGUUGAAGCUAUUCUUCUUCUUCAAGAGAAGAUCAACGACGAGGAUGAGGAGACAGUUAAGAUGCAACUUCUUGUUCCUUCCAAGGUUGUUGGAUGCGUCAUAGGGAAAAGCGGCUCUGUCAUAACCCAAAUCAGGAAAAGAACCAACGCCAGUAUCCGUAUCUCCAAAGGGAAUAACAGCGAUGAUCUUGUUGAGGUAUCCGGUGAAGUCAGCAGUGUGAGAGAUGCUCUCAUUCAGAUUGUUCUAAGGCUUCGAGAAGAUGUUUUAGGAGAUAGAGGAGGCAGUGUCUCUGCUAGGAAUCCUCCUGCGAGAUCUGAUCACUCCGGUUUUACACUUCCUCUUUUUGUAUCUUCUGUUCCAGAUUUUGAUCAGAGGCGAGAGACAGGGGAAAUCAGCUUGGGAAUGGUUUCUUCAGACAGAUUCUAUGGUUAUGAAAGCUUCCCGGUAAGGUCACAUAUUGAGCCAAGAGAUCAUGGUUUGGGGUCAGUCGGUCCAUACUCAUAUGGAGGAUUGUAUCAAUCUUCUGCCUUGGAGAUUCUUGUCCCGGCGAAUGCAGUGAGUAAAGUUAUCGGCAAAGAAGGAGGCAACCUGGAGAACAUAAGAAGGAUAUCAGGAGCAAUGGUAGAAGUUUCAGAUUCCAAAACUUCACACGGUGAUCGCAUUGCUCUCGUAUCGGGAACACCUGAACAGAUGCGUAGUGCAGAGAACUUGUUCCAAGCUUUUAUUAUGUCCACUUGAAACCAGUCUCUGUCUCUAGCUUCUUCUUGGCGAGUUCUUUCUCACCUAGGUUCAGUGUAACUGUAAUGAGAAGUUGUUUAAUAAUAACAACCCGGAAUAAAAUGAUAUUCCGGUUUUUAGCGAUCAUGUGUCUAUGAGCCGUGUACGGUGUACCGUAACGUUGCUUGUUAUUAAAAUUCUUGGAAAUAACAUGCAGAAGACCCUUUUAUUGUUUA